UCUUAUCCUACGCUACCCGUUCCUCCUAUGUAUAUAAGUAAAUUAAAACCUCGACUACUUUGCUGUAUGUUUAUUUAUUUUUGCCCCUUUAUGUUUAUCGCUCCCAGGAAGAAUAUUCCCUCCCCUGUAAGAGAAAAUACCCAUCAAUUCCUCAGUGCAACACAGAAGAGGGAGAAAAUAUGGUGAAUGUGACUGUUAUAUGGAGAGGAAACAAGUAUAUGGUGGAAAUGGAUUCUGGUGCAAAUCUCAAGGAGCUAGGCGAUGAGCUGCAGAAGUUGACUGAUGUUAAGCCCGAUACUAUGCGCCUCAUUGUUCCCCAAUUGUCGGGCAAAGGCUCGCGAAUGCUUCACCCUUUCUCAGAUGAGCAUUCAUGCUUAAGUUUGCAAGAGGCUUCAGUUUUCAUGGGAAAAUCUGUCAGGAUGAUGGGGGUACCAGAGGAUGAAGUUGACCGAGUUAUACAAAACUCGAAGGUAGACAUGAGAAUAAUUGGAUUCAGUGAAGAGGAAAGGAGACUGAGGCAGCGAAUGUCAGAUGGACCCUCCAAUGUUCCAAUAAGACUUCCUCAAGGACCUUAUAUCUUUUGUGAUUUUCGCACUCUUCAUAUUCCAGGAGUAGAGUUACACCCACCAGCUUCUGAGGCAUUAAAAAGGAUGCACAUGCUUGCUGCAGACCCUGGAAUCAUUGCUAUCAUGAGCAAGCAUCGAUGGCGUGUAGGAGUAAUGACUGAGAUGGCUCCAGUUGGUUAUGUUGGUGUGAGUCCCAAAUGCAUUCUAGGCUUUAAUAAGAAUCAUGGAGAAGAAAUAUCUCUCCGUCUUCGAACCGAUGACCUCAAAGGAUUCAGGAAAUAUGAGAGCAUAAAAAAAACUCUUCUACAUGAACUUGCUCAUAUGGUAUUUUCUGAACAUGAUUCAAAUUUUCAUGCCCUUGAUAAACAGUUGAAUGAAGAAGCUGCUAGCCUAGACUGGACCAAAUCUAGGGGCCACGCUUUAAGUGGAAUCAGACACUCGGAGAACUAUGAAGAAUAUUAUGUUGAAGAUGGCAGAAAUUCUCAGAAGGUUGGUGGAAAUAUGUCAACUUCGCUGGAAAAUGCCCGUGCCUCUUCCGUAGCUGCUGCUUUUCGUCGUCUGAUAAACACUCCUGCCAAUGUGGAUGCAUCUGAAACACAUGAUGAGCCAGAACCUGAUGAUUCUGAGUUGGUUAUGCAUGAUGGAGAUGAAAAUCUAGAUAUUCAAAGUCAAAUUAGGGCUCAGGGGAAACAUGCUUAUGAAUUAGAUCCUGAUGGCCUUGCUGACAAUCAAAACAAGUUUGAGCCUGAUCCGGAUGAUUUGCUUCAUGCUGAAACUCUGCAACUGAAACAUCAUUCUGAAUCCACUGAAAACAGUUCUCAAUCUCAGAUGGCUCUUGGGAAAUCAACAGCCAUGAGUUCAAAUGAAGAGCCUGAUCCUGAUGAUUCCGGUGCUUCUUCAAGUUCUGGAAAUGUGGUUGAACCUGUGGUGAUGCCAGUUCUGGACACCAAGAUUCAGACAAGUGAGACCAUAGAUGAGCCAGAUCCUGAUGAUGUAGAAGCACAAUCUAGCAUUUCGGGAUGUGUGAACAGAGCAAAUUAUGAUCCUCGUCAUCACAUAACAACUGAAACCUUGGAAGAUCAAGCACAUUUCAACCAAGGUUAUAAAGAACCUGAUCCUGAUGCUAAAGCAAAUGAAAUAGUACAAGCAGAGCCGGAUCCAGAUGAUAAGCUAUUACCACAAUUGGGAAUAUCCAAUAUGAAAAUUGAUGAGCCAGAUCUGGAUGAUCAAGAAUUACAGAGAAUUCAAGACUCUGUGUCUGGUAUUUGUAGCCGUCUGCAAAAGGCCAUUGAGAUGUUGCGGGCUGAAGUUAAUCCCACUGAGGCAACUGUUGUUCUGCAAACUCUUUUUAAGAUUAUUAGAAAUGUGAUUGAACACCCAGAUGAAAUGAAAUUUAGAAGACUUCGGAAGGCCAAUCCUAUAAUCCAAAGAAAUAUUGCAAAUUACAAAGCUGCCAUGGAAAUUCUUCUUUUGAUUGGUUUCAGUGAAGAUGUUAUAUUGGAUGAAAUUGGGAAAGCAGAAACUUACCUAGUGUUAAAGCGGAACGACCCUGGUCUUUUAUGGCUAGCCAAGUCCUCCCUUGAAACAUGUAUUGCCUACUAGUUUUAUUAUAAACCUUUGAUGUGUGUUAAUAUAUACGGUUAAAAGACAUUCAAAAUGGUGAAGAAUUUGCAUAAGAGGUCAAUUGUGAAAUUGUGUGAAUGAACAGACACAGAUAUAGAUACGGGAUUCUGCGUACUUGUAUGGUAAUAAUUCCAGAAAUUAUUUGUAAAGAGCUAACUUGGGUUGGAAAUGUUGCAAGUCAAUGAUGUAAAUAUCUUUUCUUUUGUACUCUAUUUUUAUAGGAUGAUAUGAGCAGAGACAUAUAUUUAUCAA
This is a messenger RNA of Gossypium raimondii (Peruvian cotton), 2441 nucleotides long. RefSeq lists its product as uncharacterized. The coding region runs from base 180 to 2168 and encodes 662 amino acids. The record is from RefSeq and is a predicted model, not a curated record. The transcript is spliced from 11 exons. Lineage: Eukaryota; Viridiplantae; Streptophyta; Magnoliopsida; Malvales; Malvaceae.